Messenger RNA from Selaginella moellendorffii, 1003 nucleotides. RefSeq lists its product as uncharacterized. Gene Ontology annotation, cellular component: nucleolus; exosome (RNase complex). Gene Ontology annotation, biological process: regulation of gene expression; maturation of 5.8S rRNA. Lineage: Eukaryota; Viridiplantae; Streptophyta; Lycopodiopsida; Selaginellales; Selaginellaceae. The record is from RefSeq and is a predicted model, not a curated record. The transcript has 5 exons. The coding region runs from base 198 to 776 and encodes 192 amino acids. Gene Ontology annotation, molecular function: RNA binding; DNA binding.
UCCUGCACCGAUUCCGACGUAUCGAUGGAGCCCUGAUCACUGGCGGCAUCCGCGAUCUCCUUCCCGGAGCUGCUGGAGCUGGCGCCAUUUCCAGAUCGCUCCAUUUCCACGCAAAGAAGAACCUAAAGGUAAAGAGCCGAAGGGUUUUAAAUCGCAAGAACUUGGAAGCCCUAACCCUGGAGGUUUUAGAGGAGACGAUGGCGGCCCCUAUCCCGGAGGAAGUGAUGGAGGGCGUGAGCGGCAUGGACGGUCGAUUGGAGCGGCUGGAGCAGCACAUGAAGAAGCUCUUGAAUUCCUGGUCGCCGGAUGCAUUGGCGCUGCUGGCGCCGGCGGAUCGCGCCUCGGCCUACAUGGCCGUGUCCAAGGCGCUCAAUGCCGUCUAUUGCUUGCUCUUGAGGACGCGGGGAGAAUGCCCGGAGGAUCAUCCCGUGAAAUCCGAGCUGGACAGAGUGAAUCUCUACGACGAGAAGGUCCAGUACGCCUGCGAUAGAAGCAAAGCCCCGCGACCAACGUUGAGCUUGGACGUCAAGGCCGCGAAUCGCUUCAUCGAGCACGCGAUUCCUGAUCUCACAGAAGAACAAAAGCUCCUCGUGAGAGAAGCUGGAAUGAGGACGACGACGAAGAAGAACAACCGGCCGCAACCCGAUCACUCCUCCAGCAAGAGGCUCAAGUCUGGCGAAUCGGUGGCGGACGCAGCAGCAGCGUUUCUGGCCGUGGCCAGCAAAGAGAUUGGCCUCGCAGGAAACGAAGCCUCCAUUGACAAAGCAGCAACUUAACUCCGAAGCGAGAGAGAGAGAGAGCGCGCGCUCGAGAAACUCUGAUAGCUCCAGGCUUUUCUCCGAGGGGAAGCCAGAGUUCUAACGCGAGAGAAGCGAGUUUCACGGUGGUGGAGACCGAGCCAUGAAUCGAAACUCCACACGUCACAGAAUGGAAUUCUGGUUGUGAAGCUAUUGAGGUGGCGAUGGGAUUGGAUCAAUCCUUCAAGCAAGUUUGUUUUUUCAUU